Pseudomyrmex gracilis is the source of this 1634-nucleotide messenger RNA. RefSeq lists its product as uncharacterized. Bases 215 to 1504 code for a protein of 429 amino acids. Gene Ontology annotation, cellular component: nucleus. Lineage: Eukaryota; Metazoa; Arthropoda; Insecta; Hymenoptera; Formicidae. The transcript is spliced from 3 exons. The record is from RefSeq and is a predicted model, not a curated record.
AGAGCUCACAGCUGUUCUCCGACUUUUCUCUGAUUUUGUCACACAGAUGUGUUGGUCUCUUUAAUAUUUUUGUCUGAAUAAGACCUGUCAUAAUACUAAUAGCCAUCGAGAUACCAAACCAAAAAAAAACUUGUUAGAUUUGAUCAAGAAGAAUUUACAUGGUUAUAUUGCUGUGUGCUUGUACAAUAACGAGUGUAUAUUUCUUAUAUUGAAAAUGAGUCUCGUGGCAUACGAGAGCAGUGACGAGAGCUCGGAAAAUGAGGAAAAUGAGAAAUCCGAGGAAACGCUUGCUGCGAACAAUGCAAAUAAUGAUGCAAAUAAAACUGUAACUGUACGAACAAACGUGAAAUUAUCCUUACCCGCACCGAAAACAGUGUUACAAGAGACAAACGAUGAGGAAUUAGAAAACGUUGAGUCAGGAAGUUUUCAACAUUUUCUCGACUUGCUGCCAAAACCCAAAGUCUCCAAUUCUGUAGCACAAAUUGUUGAAGAAGACGACGACAUAGUGGUGAAAAAAGAAAUAAAAAGUCAAAUUGUUAAGCCAGCAAAGAAACAGACGGUAAAAAUAUCAGUGCCUUCUUUAUCAGAGUUUAAAGAUCUUGAGGAAGACAAGGAAAGUGAAAAAAAGCCAGCUAGUGUUACACAGCCAUCACAAAAAACUUGUGGACUUUUUGCUGUUUUGGUGCCACCAAAGGAAAAAACUACAAACAAUAAAUCUUUAAUACCUCAAGUUGUUAAGAAUACAUUGAGAUCAAAUGUUCAGCAACCAAAAGCAGCAAAAAAAUCUAGUACAAGUCUAAUGAAUGAUUCAAAAAUAAAAAAUCCAGUGAUCUCAGACAAAACUCAUAGUGAAUUAAGCUCUGACGAUGAAGACAAUGAAACUGUAGAUUUCUUUGGAUUAACUGCAAGCAAUCCUGUAUCAGAUACAUCAGACAGUUCGGUAUCAGAAUUAUCUUUACAUAAACUAAGCACGGAUGAAGCUUCACUUGCAAAUCAUACAGAUCACACAACACAAAAUUCUGAUAUUUUGAAAGAUAGUCAAGCAAAUAGUACAAGUAAAAUAUUGAUAAGCAACGUUAUAAACUUGCCUAAAGAAGAAAUAUUGUUAAAAAAUAAAGCAGAAGUUGGGCCAAAGUUACCCGUUCCAGAGCAAGAAUAUAACAUUGACAUGGAAGGUAAUGUGGCUUUUGAUGAAAAGGCAAUUGAGUAUCUUUGUGGGAAGAGAGGCAUAAAACGAAAAGAAAUGGACGAAGCAAAUAUAAUAGAAAUAAAUGGAGAAGAUAUAAAACCAGAUGAAAGGGAGUGGCUGGUAAAAGCUCUGACAGAAGAGCCCGUUCACAGACCAAUAUCUAUGCAGAGUUGUGGAAUUAACUCUCAGUCCAAAAAGAAGCAUCAAAUAACCUACUUGGCACAUCAAGCUAAAGCUAUGGAACUAGAAUUAAAAAAUCAGUGGUCUCAGAACAGAAUGACAAGGAAGCAAACACAGUCAAAAUAUGGUUUUUAAAAUAAUUUAUAUGUUUUAUAACAUGCAUAUUUUUUAUUUUUGACAUAAAAAUUAGUAAUACACAAAUCAAGGUAAUCCUGAGAACAGAAUUAUAUUAAAAAGUGUACAAAAAUAUACAUUCACAAUCUGA